Microdochium trichocladiopsis is the source of this 1065-nucleotide messenger RNA. RefSeq names its product 1-aminocyclopropane-1-carboxylate deaminase. Gene Ontology annotation, molecular function: D-cysteine desulfhydrase activity. Lineage: Eukaryota; Fungi; Ascomycota; Sordariomycetes; Xylariales; Microdochiaceae. The transcript is spliced from 2 exons. Bases 1 to 1065 code for a protein of 354 amino acids. The record is from RefSeq and is a predicted model, not a curated record.
AUGGCGUCAAUCCCUGCACAACUCGCGGCAAUCCCGAGGGUCCCUCUUCUCUUCCCCACGCCGCCACCAAUCGAGUCCCUUGGACGGUUGUCCGCGCAUCUCACAGAUGGCGGCAACAACACUUCGACCAAGAUCUUUGUCAAGAGGGAAGACGCCAACAGCGGCCUGGGCGGCGGCGGAGGCAACAAGCUGAGAAAGCUCGAAUAUGUCCUCGCGGAUGCUCUGGCCCAACAGCCUCGGCCAAGCCGGAUCGUCACCGAGGGCGGCGUGCAGAGCAACCACGUGCGCCAAGUCGCCGCGGCAGCCGCCAAGCUGGGCUUCGAGGCGACUCUGCUCAUCAACGAUCUCGUGCGGGAUCGGAGCGGCGCUGCGGACCGGCACGUCAGCGAGUCGUACAACGAGCUUGGCAAUGUGCAGCUGACGCAUCUCAUGUCGGCUACGCACGCGGCGGGCAAGGACAAACAGGAGAUCCUGCAGAAGGACCCGGAAAGCUACUGGAUCCCAUCUGGGGCGUCGACGCACCCGCUAGGCGGCCUGGGCUAUGCGCGAUGGGCGUUUGAGAUCGAACAGCAGGAAGCGGAGAUGGGCGUGCACUUUGAUGUUGUUGUUGUGGCAUUGAUGUCUGGCAGCACCCUGGGCGGCAUGGUGGCUGGUUUCAAGCUGGCAGACCAAGAGAGGGCUAACCGGGGAGAGACAUCACAGCCGAGGCGUCUGAUCGGUGUCCUUGCUGGGCCUAAGUCCAUAAAAGAUAUGGAGACUUUGGUGCUUGGCAUUGCGAACUCGACAGCCGACAAGAUUGGCGUGUCAAAAGGUCACAUCGUCGCGGAUGAUUUCGUUAUUGACGAUCGAUGGCACGGCGGGGGUUACGGCCAGCUGGACAAGAAGACGAAGGACGGCAUCAAACUUGCAGCCACAAAAGAGGGCCUUGUCACUGAUCCGGUCUACUCGGGGAAAGCACUCACAGGACUUUGUGAAAUGGUCAGGCAGGGAGAGGUGCAGGGAAACGUCCUCUUCGUCCACACCGGCGGUAUUAUGUCACUGAGCGCUUACCCUGAUCUGCGAUGA